AUGACAUGGGUACCGACUUGCUACCAGAGAAAGAUGAGACCUUACUCCAAUUUGUUCGUGGCUCGCACCGGUUCACUUGGUUCAGAGCCAGUUAAACUCACUCAGUGGAAAAUGUCCCACUGCCUUUGGAAUUUCUGCUGGGUUGAAAUGACUCCCAAAGGGGACCGACAAACAGAACAACAGCGCAAGGGUGUUAGGGACUCGUGGCUGGAAGUGAAGGUAGAAGGGUGCAGGCUCUGCCUGCCUGGCUGUCGGAAUGGAACGCGCUGCCGCGCUUGCUGUGCCACGGUUAUGUGUUUGCCUCCCUUGCUGCGAGGGAGCUCUAAGUCAGUUGUGUACAUGCCCACAGCAGUGGUGACAACACAAAAUAGUCUUGAGAGGGCAGAAUUUCCCAGCUGGCAAAGAAAAGAUGAGGUGUUUUCGGUGGUCACUGGCUGCCAAGAAAAAAUCCAGCACUGGAAGAAGGUGGAGAGCGAUUACGAGGCUCUUCAGGAACGACUCCGUACAUUGCCCGAUAAACUGUCCUACGAUAUCAUGGUACCUUUUGGUCCUCUUGCCUUCAUGCCAGGAAAACUUGUCCACACCAAUGAAGUUACUGUUCUGCUUGGGGACAACUGGUUUUCAAAAUGCUCGGCAAAGCAGGCUGUUGCGCUGGUUGAGCACAGAAAAAAACAUGUAAGGAAAGCACUGGAUGAUUUGCAGAAAGUCAUGAAGAAUUUUGAAUCCCGAGCUGAAUUCACGGAAGAUUUGCAGAAAAUGAGUGAUGCUGCAGGUGAAUUUGUUGACAUAAGAGAAGAAAUUGAAGAUGAUAGCAUGGAAACAAAAGGAAAAUACCGAACUGCUCACAAACCUCAUUCAAAGCCAAAAGUAUCAAACGUUUUUGAGGUAGAUUUUCCAGCGAAUGGAAGUGAUACAAAAUCAAUGGGCCGUUUUCAGUCAGAAGAGGAACUAUGGGCCCGCUUAGAAGAGCUCGAGAGACAAGAGGAGAUACUUGGUGAACUUGACAGGAUGCCUGAUACAGUUGAGACAAAUGGAGAAGAUACAACUUCCUCUGAAGAGGAGAAAGAAGAUAAGAGGACAGAUCUGAAUGGGACAUAUAAAGCAGAAGACUGUAUUACUCAGGGCAACUUCGAUAAAGAAGUAUCAAAUUCAGACUUGUUUGGUGGCCAAGUUAAUGGCUCUACUUACUAUCACAGUGAUGACGAAGAUGACAUAGAUGUUGGAGAUAAUUCUGUUCCAACUAUUUUUUUCUCUCACACUGUUGAACCUAAAAGGGUAAGAAUAAACACAGGAAAAAAUACUACUUUGAAAUUCAGUGAGAAGAAAGAAGAGGCCAAGCGUAAAAGGAAGAACAGCAAUGGCAAUGGCCAUGCAACUCCAGAACUGCCGAACAUCAAAACCCCAGCAGACAUUUACCGAGUCUUUGUUGAUGUUGUGAAUGGAGAAUAUGUCCCUCGUAAAUCAAUUUUGAAGUCUCGAAGCAGAGAGAACAGUGUUUGUAGCGAUACCAGUGAGAACAGUGCUGCUGAGUUUGAUGACAGACGAGGAGUUCAGAGGAGUAUUAGCUGUGAUGAAGCUACUCAGAGUGACAACAGCGAAGGCAUACUGGAGGAAGAGGAGGAGGAGGGGCAGCAGCAGCUACUGAAAAAGCUUCCUCCCUCUUCAGGGACAACUGAGGCAUUUUCCGGAACUGUUAUAGAAAAGGAGCCUUUGUCUCCUUCCUUAAUACCACACCCAGUCAUUGCUCACCCAGUCCUGCCUACCAUUCUGGAGCGAAAAUCAGAGGAAGUUUUGUCCGAAGCGUCAGAAGAAACUACAAAGAGGAUUUCAAAAUUCAAAGCUGCCAGAAUGCAACAGACUCACUAGGUCCUGCCCAGCCAGCCGAGGCUGGAGGCUCUUGCCUAGUUUCACAUUUGUUGAGAUGAUGUAAAACUAUAUGCGUUACACCUAGCUAGUUAAAAGGGUGUCCUAUGUUAAUUUGGCAUUGGUUAUCUUUUAUUAGCAACAUUUAAAAAAAAAGUUCAGAGUUUGAACACUUUGAGUAUUCAUGUUAUUCUGUCGGUUUCCCUGUGUGCUGUCAGCGCCUUUGUAUAUGUUUGCCUUAUGAUAGCAGCACUUGGGUUCUUUUUCAAAAACUCUUCCUUACAUACAUUGUUUUUGUGUUUAAACCUAAAUACAGGCAGUUUUGUGCCAGCUGUGAUGUUCUACAUACCAUAUGGACCAUUUUAAGGAAACUUUUCACAUUUCAAAUAGAUUCACCAAUUAUAUUGCAUUACUCGCUUUAGUGUUUUAAGCCACGCUUGUAUUCACAUCGCUGUAGGUUUUGCAACUAGGUGUCUGCUGGAAGUUUUUUUCCUUCUUUCAAACCUCUCUGAUAUCUCACUGUACAGAUCUAUAAAGCGCUGGGUUCAUGUACAUUGCAGGGAAGUUUCUUUGAUGGAAAAGGGUAUUUUGUAAAAUUAAAUUUUCAGUAAAAAAGCUGUGAAA
Molecule: messenger RNA, 2487 nt
Organism: Apaloderma vittatum (bar-tailed trogon)
Lineage: Eukaryota; Metazoa; Chordata; Aves; Trogoniformes; Trogonidae
Gene: URI1
Product: URI1, prefoldin-like chaperone
Exons: 11
Coding region: 1-1866 (621 amino acids)
Biological process (GO): negative regulation of phosphatase activity; negative regulation of transcription by RNA polymerase II
Molecular function (GO): transcription corepressor activity; phosphatase inhibitor activity; chromatin binding
Source: RefSeq, a predicted model, not a curated record